AAUCACCUCCCUCCUGAUCGCCAACCGCGGCGAGAUCGCGCUGCGGAUCGCCCGCACCGCCGCCGCCAUGGGCAUCGCGACGACGACGCUGUACACGGACGCGGACGCGCGGUCGCAGCACGCGGGCGCCUCCCCGCACAGCAUCGGCCUCGGCCCACCCGCGGCCUACCUCGACGGUGACCGCAUCAUUGCCCUGGCCCGCCGGCGCGGCAUCCAGGCCCUGCACCCGGGGUACGGGUUCCUGAGCGAGAAUGCCGCGUUCGCGCGCAAGUGCGCCGACGCUGGCAUCGUCUUUGUCGGGCCCCCUCCAACGGCCAUGUCUGAGAUGGGCGACAAGGCUAGGAGCAAGGAGAUCAUGACCGCUGCCGGGGUGCCGUGUGUGCCAGGGUACCACGGUGGGGAGCAGGAGCCGGCCCAGCUGCUGUCCCGGGCCAGGGAGGUCAGGUUCCCCGUGCUGCUGAAGAGUGUCAAGGGCGGCGGGGGCAAGGGGAUGCGGAUCGUGGAGAGGGAGGAAGAGUUCGAGGCCCAGCUAAGGAGCGCGAGGGCAGAGGCCAGGGCCAGCUUUGGCGAGGGCGGCGAAGUCAUGCUAGUGGAGAGGUACGUUGUCCGGCCGCGGCACGUCGAGGUACAGGUGUUCGCCGAUCGCCACGGUAAUUGCGUCGCGCUCGGCGAGAGGGACUGCAGUGUGCAGCGCAGGCACCAGAAGAUUCUGGAGGAAUCACCGGCACCGUUGCUCGACGAUCUAACCAGGAAGGAUCUUUGGGACAAGGCGAGGACGGCCGCUUUGGCGGUUGGGUACGUCGGCGCCGGCACCGUCGAGUUUAUCCUCGAUAAAGACACCGGCGAAUUCUUCUUCAUGGAGAUGAACACGCGGUUGCAGGUCGAGCACCCUGUCAGCGAGAUGGUCACGGGUACCGAUCUGGUGGAGUGGCAGUUCAGGGUUGCCGCCGGGGAGAGGCUGCCGUUGACCCAAGACGAAAUCGAGACGAGGAUCAACGAGAGGGGCGCAGCCAUUGAAGCGAGGAUAUACGCUGAGAACCCCGAGAAGGGCUUCUUCCCUGAUUCGGGAAAGCUGGUGCACCUCGCAACCCCCAAGACGGACGAGGACGUGCGGAUAGACGCCGGCUUCGUCGAGGGCGACACAGUCUCGGAGGCGUACGACGGCAUGAUCGCGAAGCUGAUCGUCAGGGGCAGGGAUCGAGAAACGGCGAUCCGGAAGAUGUACCUCGCGCUCCAGGACUACGAGGUCGUGGGCUUGAGCACGAAUAUCGAGUUCUUGAAGAGGUUAUGUCAGAGCAAAGCAUUCAUCGAGGGCGAUGUUGAAACGGGCUUCAUCGAGAAGUGGAGGUCGGAGCUCUUCGAGGCUCGCCACACCGACAACGAGGUCUUUGUCCAAGCAGCCCUCGGGUUGCUAGGGAAGGAGCUGGAUAAGAACGCCGGACUAGGCGAACUCAGCAGCGAAUCUCUCGGAUUCGGCGCUGCAAGCACUCAAAACCAGAGGAGAUUUGCCUUCAGGGUUCGAGAUGACACUACCGCCGAGGAGGGCGAUGUCGUGGAGGUUCAGCUCACCCAAAGGGGGACCUCAUUGUUCGACGCUCGCGUAUCCCGCAAGGAUACGGACCCUGAGACGUUUGAGAACGUAGUCUCCGAAUCAAGGACACCGUCAACAACGAAGACAACAUUGACUACCUUCUAUCCCUCGACGCGGAUAGAGACAACGGUGGUGCAAAACCCGGACGACAAGGAGAAACUGACCAUUUUCCAACACGGCGUCAAAACCGAACUCGAGCUGAUAGCCCCGCAGUGGUUCGAGAAAGCCCUGGGAUUAAAGGAAGCUACUGCGAGCGUUGUCGCGCCCAUGCCUUGUAAGAUCCUGAGGAACGAGGUUGCCGAGGGCCAGACAGUAGAGAAGGGCGCACCACUAGUAGUUAUCGAGUCCAUGAAGAUGGAAACUGUGAUUCGGUCGCCGCAAGACGGAGUCAUCAAGAAGUUGGCCCACAAGGAAGGGGAUAUCUGCAAGGCUGGGACAGUGCUAGUACUUUUUGAGGAAGGGCAGGAACAUAUAGAGCAGUGAGAUAUAGGCAGGACUUGGUAAGAGCAGCAGCUCGAUAGGGACAUCCAUCUAGGAAGACUCGGGGUUGGCUAGGAUACCCACAACAGUGAUACACAAAUAUAUCAUCAUUUGCUCGGUCUCUUAGUGGUGGAUGCAAAGAAAAUCAGCUGCGAAAUCUCUCCGAAGCCCAUAGCAGUUCAUCGCCGUGCCUUAGUAUCUAUCUGUCCCCUGAGGGAUGGCGAAAUAAUUUUAAAAAUAUGAAACAAAAGAAAAAGGAAAAAA
Messenger RNA from Phialemonium atrogriseum, 2335 nucleotides. Its product is annotated as carbamoyl-phosphate synthase subunit L. Gene Ontology annotation, cellular component: mitochondrion. Gene Ontology annotation, molecular function: ATP binding; metal ion binding; methylcrotonoyl-CoA carboxylase activity. Bases 68 to 2074 code for a protein of 668 amino acids. Lineage: Eukaryota; Fungi; Ascomycota; Sordariomycetes; Cephalothecales; Cephalothecaceae. The record is from RefSeq and is a predicted model, not a curated record. The transcript is spliced from 3 exons.